AUGGGAUUGAUUAUGUGGGAUCUUCAAAUGGUGCCCGCUCACACUGAUGAAUGUGGCAGAACUGAACAGACUCAACUGAGUGAUAUAGACAUUGAUGCGAGUUUAGACAUGAUUGGUCACAUGCGCAGUAGUCUGGAUAUACUAUCCAGACGUGUUAACGACAUGCGUGCACCGCAUAGCCUGACGGCAGAAGAAUAUGCAUCAUUGUUGAAUAUUCGUUUCAAUGAUGCACCUGAGAUUAGGCGUAAUAUGUCCAGCGCUGGUCAAAAUAGAAGGAAUACUGGCGCCAGCUCAGACCGAAGAGAUGAAUAUUCACAUAGGGAUACACAUGAGGAUGGGGUGGAGCGCAGGACAGGCAACACAGCUAGCAGCGACAGACAAGUAAGCAUUAGCGAGUACGACCACGAUUCCUCAGUACGAAUUAGCCCCACUUACCCACGCACUACAGAUAACGAUGGUCCGCCAGAGCUGAUGUCGGAUUCCAGUCAAGACUCGUCCUCCUCGGAUGGCAUGCCUGCGCUGAUCUCAUUUGCGACACCAGAUAUGCUGGCCAGGUGGAUGGCCAUGGCGAUAGAGGCGAUUGAGAUUCUCCUGAGUGUAGAUCGAAUAAAGUGGUCUAGUCCGCCCGUAUUAGUUGGUAUUGUGAUGACACAUCGUUCGUAUACCUGCUUCGCUGAGCAACACAUUAACGGUUGUGUAGUCCACACUUAA
Molecule: messenger RNA, 711 nt
Organism: Sphaeroforma arctica JP610
Lineage: Eukaryota; Ichthyosporea; Ichthyophonida
Exons: 2
Coding region: 1-711 (236 amino acids)
Source: RefSeq, a predicted model, not a curated record